AUGUCACAAGACCAAUAUAUGAAUUUAAAGGUAUUAUACUCCUUAGAAGAUGGCGCGUCAGGCACUUACUUGACAAGGUCUAGGACUCCACAUAGUGUUAACAUUGCCUCUAUUCCAAACCCAAAUAUUUCAUCAGAGUCCCAGUCAUAUACAAGAAUAGGUAUGGUUCAUUUAUCAUCAGUCUUAAAUGAGGUUUAUAAGAGUUCUCCUGAAUUAUUAAACCAUAAAUCUACUCAAAACGGUUAUGACUUUAAUGUUUAUUUCAAAGAUAUUUGUGAAAUUGAUGAACCAUUAGUAAGUUUAGGUUUAUUGUCUAAAAUACGACGUGAUUUAAAACAUGCCAAUGAUAAUAAUAACUCUGAUUCUAAUAAUGAGCCUCAUGAUGAGCUUGAGAAUUUUUAUGUCACAGGCCGUGUCUGCUCUACUUUUGGAAGUAUGUUCAAGAAAAAAAAUUCUAACCCAUCUGAAACAUUAGAAGUCAAGCUACGAUUUUCAAAAGUACUUAUGCAAAUAUCUCACUCGAAGGAACUAGAUACAUUAGAUGCUAAAAUACCAAUAGACCCAACACCAUUACCAACAAAUACUCAUAUCAAUUCAUACUCACAAUCACAAUCACCUAUGUCUACUAAUACGACUACCUCUGUACCAUUACAAAAUUUAACUCCUACACAAAAAUUACCCAAUUAUAAUUCUACCACUACUAGUAAUAAUAGUUUUAUUCCACAUAUCGUCCCAGUGAAAAAAUCUACAAAUCGUGUGACAAAAGUUAAUAAUAAGAGACAAACAAAUCCUAAACCGGCACCUAAAGCUGAAAGAACUCAAUCGAUGCCGAUCUGGAAGCCUAAACAACAACAAUUUAAUGGUAAUAAUUCUAUAAACACAAUUGCUCAUAAAAUAUACAUGGCUGAUAGACAAAUUGAUUCUAAUAACCAGCAAUCAAAUAUGUCACAAUCUUUAACUUACCAAAUAUCCGCUUUGCAAAAUGAUAAUUCCAUUCAAAAGAUGAAAAUUGAGAACUCAGUGAGUAAAAGAUUUGAUUUUAUGCUAAAUAAGAAGAAAAAAGCUCGCAACCAAACACCAACGGGAGAAGACAAUCUAUCAAAGAAAAUAGUACAUAAUAAUAAUAAUAAUAAUAAUAAUAAUAAUAAUAAUAAUAAUAAUAAUAACGGUCCAGUGAGAGCUACACGUAUCAAUACUACUCCAAUUAUUCCAAGCCAAUCAUUUGACAGCAAGAAAAUUAAAAGCGGUCAAUCAAUUUUGCAUUUGUCAAAUAAUUCUGAAACCCAUCCAAUGAUGGAUACUGAUAAAGAAAAUUUGCCACCUACUGAAGCUACCAUUGAAGAAGAUGAAAAAUUAUUAAAAUCUAAAAAUCGUAAAUUAUCUCUUCUAAAUGAUACUGAUCUGGUUAAUUUCCAAGAAUUAACUGAUAUGAAUUGGUUAAAUGAGUAUAAUCCAUUCAACACACCAAAUUUAGACCUAUCAUAUAACCAAUUGAAUAAACCUUCUACUGUUACACCCAAUGAUAUGAAUGGGUUUACUAUUGACAAUAUGGACAAAACUACUACCCAUAAUAUGGAUGGUACCACUACAAACGCCAACAAGAACAAACAAAGUACUACCACCUAUAGUGAUAUGGACAGAACUUCUCCAAUCGAUUCUAUGUCUAUGUCCUUAAUGGAUAUGUCUGAUCAAGUAUAUUCUGCAUUUAAUUAUGAUCAAGAAAACACUUCGCCAAUAAUAGGUUCCACAAAUGUAAAUACUAAACAAAAGAAAUUCGAAUCUUUAGUCAACAUCCCAUCCAACCAAUCCCCCAAUAACUCUAAACCAUCCAAUACCAAAAUCAUGAUGAGCAUUAGAGAAAACUCGGUAUUGGACGAUUUAGAAUUUAAAAAUGGCGAAACAGCUAACAACAAUGAGAUCAGCAAAGAGCUUAAUAGUGAAGAACUCGAUAUCGAAGACAACGACGAACUGACCAACGAUGAAUCUCACCAAAAGCAACCUACUAUGCCAUCUUCUCCCACCACAAUUUUUAACUAUGAUAAUUUAAACAACGAUGACUUUGAUGAUCUAUCCGGCGUUUCCAAAUCAAAUGACUUGUUCAAGAACUACUAA
This is a messenger RNA of Henningerozyma blattae CBS 6284, 2112 nucleotides long. RefSeq names its product Spt21p (gene SPT21). Bases 1 to 2112 code for a protein of 703 amino acids. The transcript has a single exon. The record is from RefSeq and is a predicted model, not a curated record. NCBI's taxonomy places the organism in Eukaryota, Fungi, Ascomycota, Saccharomycetes, Saccharomycetales, Saccharomycetaceae. Gene Ontology annotation, biological process: regulation of transcription by RNA polymerase II; silent mating-type cassette heterochromatin formation; rDNA heterochromatin formation.